This is a messenger RNA of Hydractinia symbiolongicarpus, 1125 nucleotides long. RefSeq lists its product as uncharacterized. Bases 95 to 541 code for a protein of 148 amino acids. Lineage: Eukaryota; Metazoa; Cnidaria; Hydrozoa; Anthoathecata; Hydractiniidae. The transcript has 7 exons. The record is from RefSeq and is a predicted model, not a curated record.
UGGGGGAAACACGAAAAGAUGGCUGACUUGACUGUGGACGUUCACACGUUUACCAUUUGGACCGUUAGGGAAAUACAUAUCUGAAGAAUUGGAUAUGAUUCUUGACGUCAGUCACAUCAAAAAUUCGUUUGUCGUGUACUCUUCUUGCGACAAAAAUAAACUUUGGAGCACCGCAAGAAGAUACAAUAUUGCUGCUCCAGAAUGCAUAAUAUAUGAUUAUGACACCUCCAUCAUAUCAGAAUCUGUGGAUAUAGUGCCCGAUUACGAAAAUUACCCAGUGCCUGUGUUAAACAUUCUCAUGGAAUAUGCGAAUAAUUUUUAUGGUAAAGUACGAUUUAAAUAUCUCAACAUGACGAUCCAAACACGAGUUCAAAUGAUCAUGAACAAGUUUUUGCAACACCGGACUGCUACCAGAACCCGCUGCUAUCUCCACCAUUGUCAGAUUGUACAGAUGCUGGUGACGACGUUGGUAACGCGCAGAUACUUACACAAACACCGUCCACCUCUGCUUUUCUUAUCCCAAAAAAGAACAAAAAGAUAACAAUAAAUGCUACAACAAGUGCUGAAUAUAUAUAUAUUUGAUAAGCUGUUUGCAGACACACCUGACGAAAGUCUAUUCUUCGAUGCAAAUGCUAGUCCACCAAAAGGUGUUGUUACGUCAGGAGUUUACCUUGUUGAUAACAGCAAAUUUACCUUGGAUCAAAUCUUAGCAGACGAUAAUGGAGCCUACAAAUAUAAAGGUUCUCCAUGCAGCUACGUUUACUAUAAUGGUAUUGAAUGUAAGAAGGCUCAUUUGAAAAAUGAAAGCUGAUUUAUAAAACGUAGAAUCGGAAGAAAAUAUGUCGAUGAAUGUGUAGACAAGCAAAAGAUUUUCGCAUUGAUUCGUGGUUAUCGUGUUCACAAUACACAAAAUGUUUGACUGGAGAUGAGCGAAGCUUCCUGAAAUCAUUAGGUUUGCGCUUCACUUAAUAAAUAUUGUAUCGCCAUCAUUGCCCGAAGAAUUGUCAAAGUACAUGCCGGAUGUAGUCUUCUUUGUUUUGUUGGAACUGCUCAUAUAUUGUUCUAUAGAACUUUUGAAAAAGUUGUCGAGAACGAGUUUAUAUUUAAUACAUGUCUUUCCUUUCU